CUGGAGUCUCACGGUGACGUUUUGGGUAAUUGGACCUCUAGGGUAUCUCCUUGGGAAUUGCGAUUUGCGACAGAGGAGACUGAGAGGAAUCGCCGACUGCUCGAGGCUUCGCCGAAACAGAGCCUCCCUUCCCAGCUUCUACCAGUUCAACUUCUCGCCGCCAUCAACGUCCUCGCUGCCAACGGCCUCGAGGGGAUCUCCGACAUCGCCUUCGUCGUCCUCUCCUUCGCCUACAUUUUCGUCAUCUCCGGAUUCGCCUUCACUCCGCCUCUCAGCAAUGCAGCAACCCACCUGGGUUCGAGGCUUCAAGUAGGUUUCUGUAGCCGCCAUCUUGCUGCCGGAGAGCAGUACAGAUCUUGUGUCAACGACCAGUAG
Molecule: messenger RNA, 375 nt
Organism: Linum tenue
Lineage: Eukaryota; Viridiplantae; Streptophyta; Magnoliopsida; Malpighiales; Linaceae
Source: the annotation of a GenBank genome assembly